AUGUUUUGUAUGGAAUGUGGUGUGAAGCUUGACUCAAAGUCAAACUUUUGUGGUAAUUGUGGUACAAAAUGUACCAAGGUACCUUCGGCCUCCCAAGAAACAGAUCCUGGUACUGAAGUUCUCCCAUCUGAUGUCGAGGAAACUCUGUCCCAAGGUACAAAAGAAAGCUUAGCAAAACUGAAGGAGAAGUAUGGUUUUGGGCAUGUGGGAAGAAAUUCGAAACUGUCCAAAAAGAGAAAUUGUGAAAUAAAAGAAUUGGUAAUCCAUGUUAUGGAUAAAAACAAGAAAGCUCUUAAAAGAGCUUUUCCCGGUGAAGAGGGUUUGACAGGAUGUGUGAAGAUCUCGACCAACCCUGGGCAAACUACUCGGGACUGGAUGACAUCCCCGAGAGAGCAUUUUAAAGGGAAUAUAGAGUUUGUUCCCUAUGUGAUGGGCAGAAGUGGAUUAGAACGAAUGAAUGAGGAUGCUACGUUAUUGGAACUGGAGAGUGUGAAAGUGCCAAAGAAACCUCUGAAGGUUUAUGCCAUGGCCAAGGGAAAAGGUACCUCACAGGAAGUUCUUUGUUUUUGGUCAAAAUUCCAUUAAACUCUUUAUAAUGAUAGCAUCAAAUGAAUGCAAAAUAAUGGAUUGUAUCC
Molecule: messenger RNA, 635 nt
Organism: Ostrea edulis (European flat oyster)
Lineage: Eukaryota; Metazoa; Mollusca; Bivalvia; Ostreida; Ostreidae
Exons: 4
Coding region: 1-585 (194 amino acids)
Source: RefSeq, a predicted model, not a curated record